UGAUGAAUCACGGCGUUACCUUCAUUUAGCAGUAUACACUAGAAUGCGGAAAGAACAUUCCAUAAGCCUCAUCGGUACAGCUUUCUCUUCUGGGGCAGGCGUGCAGUCACCAAUUUAGGGCUGAAAUCAACAUUAAAGCCUCAUGAGAUGGAGUGAGGAUAAAGUUCUUGGAUCCUGAUCACGCCGACUUCCCUGGCUUUCUCUGAUCCAAUCAAUCUUGCCAUUUGGAUUGUUACAUCACUAAGAGUGGAUAUGCAUACCAUUUUGGGGUAAAGGCCUGAGCCAUUGGCUGCUCAAGCCACAGCUGAAGCCGAAGUCAGACAACGACCCAAAACAUGCAGCCAUGCUUCGGUAAGCACUAACCUCAAAACGUCCAAUCGUAUUACGCUCCAACCAGAAGCUUGAGAUGCCGAGUAUUCUACGGCGCAGUGAUGGAGAAUUAUAUAAGAUGGCCAUAUCAAUGUUGAUUUCUGUAUUUCAUAUUUCUCAAUAAACAUCAGCGCUGCCUUUCACUCAUUUGCAGUCUUAGACCUCUGUAUACCUUCUCUCGUCUUCCAAGCUUCAUUUAACUUCCUCAAUAUGGGCCAAACACCAGCCAAAAUCACCAAACAAUGGGCAGAUGGCCCCUUUCCACUCAUUGAAACCCCCAGAAAACGACGCGGGAUCAAAAACCCCAAGAAAGAACCUGGUGCCCUCAGCGCGGCCACAGAAAUGUGCCUUAUCCACAACGUCAUGAUCCGCAUCCUCAACUGUAUCUACCUCCAAGCACCCAACGUAAAACACGACAAAGACAUCGCAGACUUCACCACUUUCAUGCACGCAUUCCUCAUCCUCCUUCACGAGCACCACAGCAACGAAGAGAAACACUUCUUCCCCAUGCUGGAGGAAUAUAUCGGCACUCCCGGCUGGAUGGAGAAGAAUGUCGAGCAGCAUCACGCGUUUGCUCACGGUCUGGAAGGGUUUGAAGAGUAUGUCAAGGCUCUUCGAGCUGGGAAGGAGACGUACGAUGGUGUGAAGAUUCAGAAGCUGGUCGACGAUUUCGCGCCGGUUUUGGUGGAGCAUUUGAGUGAUGAGAUUGGAACCUUCGAAGAUCUUGAGAAGUUUGGGGAUAAGAUUGAUUGGAAGUUGUGGAGUAAGAAGGUUGGCGAGAUUGCGGUCAAGACUGCGGAAACUGUAUGUCCGGUCCUCGCUCACUCCUUUCAUGGUCCAACUGCUAAUCGUUACAGGAUCACGAAAUCCCGAUCGUGGUCACGAAUAUGGAUAAUCCGUUUGAGAAACCUGUUCAUGAGGCUGUAUGGCCGCCUUUCCCAUGGUUUGUGGCGCUUAUGUUUCGCUGGAUAUACCUUCCUAGACACAAGGGAGCUUGGAGGUUCUCUUGCUGUGAUUGGCAUGGCAAUCCAAAAGACUUGGAAUUUGUGUAGAUGGUGUUUGUGUAAAUCUGUCACGGUAUCUCAGAGCGAACGGUGCAUCGGAGCAAUUUCUUGUUAGCGCUUGUUCAGUAUUUAUCUCAAUUGGAGUUGACAAAAGCGUUGUAGAAUAUAAAUGUCUUGUAUUUAGAUCACAUUUAUAAGUCCAAAAAUAUUGCAGGCA
Molecule: messenger RNA, 1590 nt
Organism: Cadophora gregata
Lineage: Eukaryota; Fungi; Ascomycota; Leotiomycetes; Helotiales; Ploettnerulaceae
Exons: 2
Coding region: 580-1488 (302 amino acids)
Source: RefSeq, a predicted model, not a curated record